This is a messenger RNA of Actinia tenebrosa (Australian red waratah sea anemone), 5898 nucleotides long. RefSeq names its product phospholipid-transporting ATPase ABCA3. Gene Ontology annotation, biological process: lipid transport; transmembrane transport. The record is from RefSeq and is a predicted model, not a curated record. Lineage: Eukaryota; Metazoa; Cnidaria; Anthozoa; Actiniaria; Actiniidae. Gene Ontology annotation, cellular component: membrane; intracellular membrane-bounded organelle. Gene Ontology annotation, molecular function: ABC-type transporter activity; ATP binding; ATP hydrolysis activity.
AAUUCAUCGUCGUUGCCCGGCCAUCAAACGGAACAAAUAGGUAAGAGUGGAGGUUGAUCGAUCGUAAAUAAAAACUGGUAUCUCUCGCUAUUUUAUUCUAGUAGUCGUUGGGUAUCUUCUAAAGCCCUUAGCAAAAUGGCUAAUCGUUUUCGGCAAUUUCGCCUUCUGCUGUGGAAAAACUUCAUACUACAAAUACGAAGGCCUGUAGGAACAGUAUUCGAAAUACUACUUCCAAUCCUCCUUGUUGCUAUACUCAUAUUACCAAAGGUAUUCUUAGAGCCAACUAACAUCUGCUUUGAUACAUUUGAGCCAACAUCAAGCCUCUCAAUUCCAUCCAGCAUUAUAAAACAGCAGACCAUUGCUUUAGCACAAGAAGGCAAAAUACUGACAGCAAACCAGUCUCUAGUGUUGGCAUACUAUCCAUUGGGAGAUCCAGUGGCGUCUUUGAUGAGAAAAGUUUCCCAAACGACUGGAAUCAAAGCUGUAAAUUACAGUGUAGUUCAUGGAGAGAAAGAAUUUACAAGUCUUGACCAGAUCAUUGCUGAGGCAACUGAGCAYGAAGAUCGAUAUUUUGGAGUUGUGGUGUUUGAUUUGAACAAAGGAGACCCUCUGCCCAAGAAAGUCAAGUAUUCCAUUCGCUUGUCCCAUAGUUCUGCUGGAGAUCGGAAAACCUGGCUGACUGAAAGAACCUACCCAAACUUCCAGACUAGAGGAGCACGGAAAGAUAAUUUUUAUUUGUCAAGAUUUGUACCACUCCAAUAUGCCAUUGACAUGGCCAUCAUCCAGGAAAAAUCUAAUCUUCCUACGCCUAUUCCUAUGAAUGUGCAGCAAUUGCCUUAUCCUAGCUAUGUUCAGGAUCCCUUUGUUCAGACUGUGUCUGGACUCUUACCAUUCAUGGUUACAUUGGCUUUUAUCUAUUCUGCUGUCUCAAUCAUUAAGGAAAUCGUUUUUGAGAAACAACAGCGUUUGAAGGAGUCCAUGAAAAUGAUGGGACUGGAAAACUGGUUGCAUUGGUUGGCUUGGUACACCAAAUGUCUGCUGUUUUUGUUAAUCAGCGUGAUUCUUGUCACACUGGUUAUCAAGGUUUUCAAGAUCUUUGAAUAUUCCGAUGGUUUUAUAGUUUUCCUCUUUUUCCUGAUCUAUGCCGCUGCCUCCAUCUCUUACUGCUUUUUUAUCAGCGUGUUUUUCUCCAACCCAACUCUGAGUAUGCUGUUUGGCUUGGCAUUGUGGUAUGCAUCACUUCUGCCUUACCAGAUCUUCGCACAAAAUCAGAAUUUUGAUCUGCUCAGCAAAAGUGCAAAAGCUGCCAUGUGUCUUCUUCCAAACAGUGCCCUUGGCAUUGCAUCCACUCUCUUUGCUAGGCUAGAAGGUUUGAAGCUUGGAAUGACCUUUGAAACCAUUAACCAAUCAACAUCUCCUGAUGAUACAUUCAACAUGGCAUGGGUCUUCAUGAUGAUGAUUAUAUCAGCUGUCAUGUUCAUGAUACUCGCUUGGUACAUCGAAGGCGUGUUUCCUGGAAAAUACGGAAUCCCAAAGCCAUUUUACUUUCCUUUCCAAAAGUCUUACUGGUGUGGGUUUUCACAUGAUGAUAUCAUAGAGGCAAAUGCCACGGAUAAGGAGCUUGGUCCAGUUGAAAAUAAAGAUCAAGAUCACCACGCUGUGGAAGACGAACCUACCGACCUUCAAAUAGGUGUUGGAAUCAAAGGCUUGAGAAAAGUGUUCAAGAGCUCCGCCGGAACCAAAGUAGCAGUAGAUGGAUUAUCACUCAACAUGUACAAAGGCCAAAUAACAGCACUUCUUGGACACAACGGUGCAGGCAAGACCACCACCAUGUCUAUCCUAACAGGUCUUUUCCCACCAACGUCGGGUUCCGCUCAUAUUGGUAACAAAAGUAUCCUUACAGACAUUGAUGGAAUAAGAGAAAGUCUUGGACUUUGUCCUCAACAUAACGUGUUGUUUGACCGGCUGACUGUCAAAGAACAUUUGGAGUUCUUUAUUAAUUUAAAGGGCAAGUAUGGACAGGCAGCCAAGGAUGAGGUCCUUGCCAUGAUCACUGACAUGCAGCUCCUUGAUAAGAUGAAUGAAAAGUCUGCUACGCUAUCAGGUGGAAUGAAACGAAAACUAAGUUGCGCCAUUGCCCUGGUGGGAGGGUCUGAAACAGUAUUCCUGGACGAGCCCACGUCAGGAAUGGACCCUUAUGCUCGAAGGGCUACCUGGGACCUUCUUUUGAAGUACAAAGCAGGAAAGACGAUUAUUUUGACCACUCAUUUCAUGGACGAAGCAGAUUUCUUGGGAGAUCGAAUUGCAAUCAUGGCUGAUGGACAGUUAAGAUGUUGUGGAUCAUCCCUUUUCCUUAAGAGCAGGUAUGGAGUUGGUUAUCAUCUGACUUUAGUCAAAGAAAAGGAUUUCAAUGAAAACACGACCAUCAACACAGUCAAGCGCUUUGUUCCCUCGGCUGAAAUCCUAAGUAGUGUCGGUGCUGAGCUGGAAAUGGUUCUCAACAAAGACGCAGCAAAAUCCUUCGAAAAUCUCUUUCUUGAUUUAGAAACCAAGAAGCAAGAGUAUGGAAUAGCUAGUUUUGGGGUAUCUGUCACCACGAUGGAGGAAGUUUUCAUGAAAGUAGGAGAAGGAGCUGAAAAGACAGUUGACGAUAUCGUUAGCGAUCACGAACAUCACAAAGAUACAGAGAAUAUCGUUACGAUUCCAAACGAAACAGAUCCUGACAUGGGUGAACUUCAGAAAGGCUUCGCACACAAAUGGCAACAGUACAAGGCGAUGCUUGUGAAGAGGUUCCUGAACUCCAAGCGAGACAAGAAGGCCGUCGUCACACAGCUGAUCAUGCCAUUAGUGAUGGUUCUUUUCGGUCUCAUUAUCAUCAAUUCAAAUCCAGCACGAGACAGUGAUCUCCCUCGCCUUCUCAAGCUCUCGAACCUUAGCGUUGGUGGUGUCAAUUCUAAGGCUUUCUUUGGUUACUUCCGUGACGUUAACGCCUCAACAAAAGCCUCAUAUCUUUCGGCAGCGAAAGACUUCCUAUCAACUGUGAAAGUAGACACUAUUGAUGUCACAGACAGCGUUAAUACCAUCCAGAGCAAAAAUACCUUGAACGGUAUUCAAGUCCAAGGAACAAGCUAUAACUAUAGUUCUCCUGUGAAGGACAAACUGAGCCCUUGUUGUAAUUAUGAGUUCCUGAUACUGAAUGCCAAAUGUCAGAAAGAUUUCACUGACAAAUCCUUAAAAGCUAGUAAUUGCUCCUCCAACGAAAUGUUUGGAUACAAGUCAGAAUGUGAUACCUGUCUGACUCAAACGAAACUAUCGUGCAAUCCAAAGAGCAUCCAACAAACUAUUUUAAGCGACAAGAACACCUAUUUUAUCGAACACGUAUUGGAGGAGAGUGAUUCGAAGGACUUCUUCAACAAACAUGUAGCUGGUUUUACUAUUGGCCCUAUGACGUACACCGUAAUUGCACCAACCAACAUGUCCGGUGGUAACAUGUCAAGCAGUAAUGUGUCAAGCGGCAAUAGCUCGUUACCAACUAAUAAGACUGGUCCUGUUACUACUAUGCCACCUAAUCCUUCAACCUUGUGGUACAGUAAUCAGGCUUUUCACACGGUUGCAGAAGCACUAAAUGCAAUGUCCAACAUCUUCUUACGAGAGUUGACCAGCAAAGAGCACGAGAUUGAGACAACAAACUUUCCUCUGCCAAACACCGCCAAGAAUAAGUCGGAGAACGUGACGGGAAGUUUUUCCAUGCUGUUUAUGGCUAUCUUCCUUGCCAUGGGCAUGGCAUACAUGGCAGCCAGCUUUAUAGCGUUCCUUGUGCAAGAACGUGCUUCUAAGGCCAAACAUCUUCAGUUUGUCAGUGGAGUGGAUUCAUUCUGCUACUGGUUCGGGACCUACACGUGGGACUAUCUGAACUACUUGAUUCCAGCACUGUUUGUUCUUGUCAUCUUCGCUGCCUUUCAGGUCGAAUCGUAUAAAAAUGACAUGGGUGCGGUCUUUCUACUUCUGAUUCUUUUUGGGAUGGCAGUACUUCCAUUCGUUUAUGUUAUGUCUUUCCUGUUCAAGUCUCCACUGGUUGCUUAUGCUUUAACUGUAUUCAUUCUUUCGAUCCUUAGUCUGGCAAUGCUGUUGACAGUAUUUAUUUGCCGUUUGCCGGGCGUGGAUUUGGAAGAAGAAGCUGAGAUCAUGCAUUAUGUCUUCAUGAUUUUCCCAACAUACACACUGUCCAUUUCUCUUGUUGAUAUGAACUCUAACUACGAAAAUAGGAAAAUCUGCACAGAAACGCCUGAGACGAGGAUGUUUAUGCUGAAAGAAUGCGAAUUGCUCAGUUGAAUAAAGAACAGAGUAGCAAACAGGCUGUAGUGAUGAAGGAUCUUACCAAGAUUUACAGAGGUUCAAACAUGGUCGCUGUUAAUCAUCUUAAUCUUGGAAUACCCAGAGGAGAGUGCUUCGGUCUUCUUGGAGUCAACGGUGCUGGUAAAACAAGCACAUUUAGCAUGCUCACUGGUGAUCAAAGUAUCUCUGAUGGAACAGCUUUUCUUGAUGGUUAUGACAUUCAGACCCAUCUCAAACAAGUCCAGCAACGCAUAGGAUAUUGUCCACAGUUUGAUGCGUUGAUCGAGAGGAUGACAGGACGAGAAAUGCUUGUGAUGUACGCGCAACUACGAGGUGUUGCUCCUGACAAAAUCGAUGAGGUCGUAUCAGCUACCAUUGAUCAUUUAAGUCUUGGAAAAUGGGCCGACAAGUUGUGCGGAAAUUACAGUGGUGGCAAUAAACGCAAACUCAGCACCGCCAUAGCGUUAGUUGGCAAUCCCCCCAUUGUAUUCCUGGAUGAGCCUACGAGUGGUAUGGAUCCUGUUGCUCGUCGUUUCCUGUGGGAUUCUUUGACCAGCGUUAUGAAGGGCGGCCGUUCAAUUAUACUAACGUCACACAGCAUGGAGGAAUGUGAAGCUCUUUGUACUCGUCUGGCCAUCAUGGUCAAUGGUCAGUUCAAGUGUAUUGGCAGCCCUCAGCAUCUCAAGAGCAGAUUCGGCUAUGGUUACUCUCUCAUGAUCAAAGUCAAAGGGGAUAUAAACACUAAUGGAUCCAUAGCGACGGCUUCUGAAGUCAUCCCACAAGUACCUUCAGUACCUUCAGCUGCUUAUACCAAUCCUGUAGCAACACAGGGUCUUCCUAGUGUCCAUGGACCUGGACAUCCUCCAUAUAAUGCAGUCGCCAAUCAAAAUCCUCCAGCCAAUGGUGAUGUUGCAUACCUACCUCCCCCACCUCCAGUAGCUCCUCCCAACCUGGAAACAAUCAUGCUACAACCUCCUGCUGUAUACUAUGACAAUGGUCUAAUGGAGGCCGUUCAGAAAGCACAAGCCUUUAUUGACCAAGCGUUCCCAGGAGCUACCUUAAUGGAGUCUCAUAACGGCAUGUUGACGUACCAAAUCGUUAACGAAGACCUGACAUGGUCACAAAUAUUUGGUCAACUUGAAAGAAAUCGAGAAAGUCUCAACAUUAUUGACUACAGUGUUAGCCAAACCACUCUUGAACAGGUGUUUAUAAAUUUCGCCAAACACCAACAUUCUGAGGAAAGGACCAAAGUGAAAAAGUGUCGUUGUUUUCCUUGUUAAAUAGAAGUUCUUCAGCCAUUAUUAUUGUUAUAUAUAUUCAAUUUUUAGGUAAGAUUUGUACUUCGCACACGUAAUCAAAGGCACUUCUAUCAUCAUACAGUCAAUUCAAAAAACGUUGUCGUUGACCGACUCAAGCCUACGGGACUGGACCGCAAGCGAAUAUGGGUAAAAAUCACUGAAGCGGUUAAAUAUCACAAUAUUCAUUCUGAAUUAAUUGUCCCGCUAGUAGUAAAGAUAAUAAUGGUGAGAAACAAUCCAUCAAAUGCAUGUCUUCGGGUUUAGG